Messenger RNA from Mizuhopecten yessoensis (Yesso scallop), 3198 nucleotides. RefSeq lists its product as uncharacterized. NCBI's taxonomy places the organism in Eukaryota, Metazoa, Mollusca, Bivalvia, Pectinida, Pectinidae. The transcript has 3 exons. The record is from RefSeq and is a predicted model, not a curated record. Gene Ontology annotation, molecular function: retinol transmembrane transporter activity; retinoid binding. The coding region runs from base 125 to 1468 and encodes 447 amino acids.
AGAGCUGUAAACACUGUACUUAGGAUGUUCUGCGUAUAUUACGAACGACGAUAAAGUGAGCAACGUCCUGACUUACGAUCAUAAUUUGAUAUUUAACAUAAAACCUUCGAAAAGAACACACAGGAUGAUUGCAUUAGCGGUAUUUGUUCUCGUCUUGUUGUUUCCAUGUGUUGAAGGGAACUGUAAAGUUGACGAAAUUCUAUUAAAGGAGGAUUUUGAUCCUUACCAAUUCGAGGGUAAGUGGUAUCUAGUAUCGAUGACGAGGUUAUGGGGGAUGGAUUUCUCUCCUCGGAAUUUUAGUGAAUCCACUGGGCGUACCAGCUGGGGAGACAAUGCCAACAAGUUUUUCGGUCGUUGGUCUCGUGGAAAAAAUGGCUCCAACUGGGGAGACUGGAGAAGAAGGGGUGGAAAUGGAACAUCUUUAAGCGACGCUACUCGUAGACCUGGAAGUACGGGAGGUCGCAAUACAAGAGGACCUUGGGGUACGGAGGGAGCCCAGGGUGGUAGAUGGUCAGGCAUGCGUCAGGGUGAAUCGUCCACAGGCACAACCUCGGGCUAUCCCCAGAGAUCAAGCAACGGAGAGGAAUGGUUGAGGAAUGCCAAUGGAACCGACACCCCAACAGACAUACCGAUGAGGCCUCCCGGGGGUAGGGGAAAUCCUCCUCCUAGGGACGGCGUUAAGCAGGGAGGUUGGCCCGAUAGAUCGGGGGGUCCUCCACGCAGGAACACAACGCCACCUGACAGGCGACACAGGGAUUGGUCAAAUCCAAGAUCAGCCAUGUCCAGGCGAUUUAAGAAAGUAUUCAGACCAAAAAACUUCCAGCUUCAGACUGCUGUACGAGAAGACUCGAACAUUGACAUGUUCAUUGUUGGCGAAUUCUUCGGACGAUGCAUAUUCACCAAGGGUCAGGGGUCGAUUACCAAUCCCCGGAACACCGCCAAGUUAGAAGUUAAUUUCCCUGUUCAGUGGUUCCUACCCUGUCAGCCAUUUUGGAUCGUGGAUACCGAUUAUGUAGGGUAUUCUGUUGUUUACUUUUGUCUCGAGGUCCUUGAUGACGGCACGUGCGAUCCAGAUUCUGCCACGGUGUGGACUUUCAACCGGAAAUUAACGGGACAUGGCGAAAAGGAAAUGGAUAAAGUUAGAAAGGCAAUGGAAAGGCUGUGUAUCGACGAGGCUGAUCUGACUGCGAUGAAUCAAACGGAAUAUUGUCCAAUUGAAGAUGAAAACGUCCAAGAUCAGAGGAAUUCGAAACCAACAAUACACUGCAAUAACGCAGAUCAACAAAUGCUUCGUAUCGCUCUAGAUUCCCCAUAUGAUUUUCUGUCUUCCGGUAACACUGCAGCAUCAAUGCGUUCAUUUGCGCCGAAAAGAUUUCCCUCUCUAGGAUUAAUGUUCCUCACACUUCUUACGUGCUUCUUGUUGUUGUGGAAACCAAAAUCAAUCAUGCUGCAAAAAAGGAAUCAGUGAUUGCAUUGUUCUAGAUGUGUAACUUCUUAACGCAUAAUGUAUUAUCAAUAACAAUAUACAAGAAUUUGCUUAAAAUGCUCCUUCAGCCGCUUAAUGCGAGUUUCAAAACUUUCAAAUAAGAUGUAUUGAAGUUUUCUCUUAACAUCUUCGUCCAUAAAAUCUGAAACUUUUUCAAAUAUCGGGCAUCAGCGGGAGGUAGAAAAAUAUCACUAUACGGUCAGCCACGGCAUCCAUGUUUAAUACUGAAAUGUCUUGAUGCCACAUUCUUGCAGAUGUUCGCGGUAAACUUCCUAAAGAAUCACGGUUUUCUGUUAAAGUCAUGUCAGUCGCUGACAAACCGUAGCGACUGUUUAGGUCUUUAGGUAUCUGUUGUAAGUCGCUGACAAACCGUACCGACUGUCUAGGUCUCUAGGUAUCUGUUGUAAGUCGCUGACAAACCGUAGCGACUGUCUAGGUCUCUAGGUCUCUAGGUAUAUGUUGUAAGUCGCUGACAAACCGUAGCGACUGUCUAGGUCUCUAGGUAUCUAGGUAUAUGUUGUAAGUCGCUGACAAACCGUAGCGACUGUCUAGGUCUCUAGGUAUCUGUUGUAAGUCGCUGACAAACCGUAGCGACUGUCUAGGUGUCUAGGUCUCUAGGUAUCUGUUGUAAGUCGCUGACAAACCGUAGCGACUGUCUAGGUGUCUAGGUCUCUAGGUAUCUGUUGUAAGUCGCUGACAAACCGUAGCGACUGUCUAGGUCUCUAGGUAUCUGUUGUAAGUCGCUGACAAACCGUAGCGACUGUCUAGGUGUCUAGGUCUCUAGGUAUCUGUUGUAAGUCGCUGACAAACCGUAGCGACUGUCUAGGUGUCUAGGUCUCUAGGUAUCUGUUGUAAGUCGCUGACAAACCGUAGCGACUGUCUAGGUGUCUAGGUCUCUAGGUAUCUGUUGUAAGUCGCUGACAAACCGUAGCGACUGUCUAGGUCUCUAGGUAUCUGUUGUAAGUCGCUGACAAACCGUAGCGACUGUCUAGGUGUCUAGGUCUCUAGGUAUCUGUUGUAAGUCGCUGACAAACCGUAGCGACUGUCUAGGUCUCUAGGUAUCUGUUGUAAGUCGCUGACAAACCGUAGCGACUGUCUAGGUGUCUAGGUCUCUAGGUAUCUGUUGUAAGUCGCUGACAAACCGUAGCGACUGUCUAGGUCUCUAGGUAUCUGUUGUAAGUCGCUGACAAACCGUAGCGACUGUCUAGGUCUUUAGGUAUCUGUUGUAAGUCGCUUACAAACCGUAGCGACUGUCUAGGUGUCUAGGUCUCUAGGUAUCUGUUGUAAGUCGCUGACAAACCGUAGCGACUGUCUAGGUCUUUAGGUAUCUGUUGUAAGUCGCUUACAAACCGUAGCGACUGUCUAGGUGUCUAGGUCUCUAGGUAUCUGUUGUAAGUCGCUGACAAACCGUAGCGACUGUCUAGGUCUCUAGGUAUCUGUUGUAAGUCGCUGACAGACCGUACCGACUGUCUAGGUCUCUGUUUUAUAUUCUGUUUUAAGUCGAAAGUUUUGUUUGAGGACGGUCACUGUUUAACUGUCUCACCGGAAUCUACUCUGAAGUUUGGUCAAAUGUAUAUGGUGAGUCGACUUUUGGAUAAAAAAUUAAGAUGCUUAACUCAUUACCCAUACACUAAUGUUUUUUUUAGGGCAUAUAUAUUUAUAGAUAUACUGUGGUAAAUCGAAACUUAGGAACCUAUUAAAUACUGUACAAA